Cricetulus griseus (Chinese hamster) is the source of this 5641-nucleotide messenger RNA. NCBI's taxonomy places the organism in Eukaryota, Metazoa, Chordata, Mammalia, Rodentia, Cricetidae. The record is from RefSeq and is a predicted model, not a curated record.
UGAUAGUUUGUUUCGGGACGCUGCCUUCUGUACUUCAAUUAGCAGACGGGUAGCUAAAGUGUUGGAGAACGCUACAGCGACACCAGUCUUUUUUUUUUAGCCUUUCUAAAAAAUGGCGGCAAUAUAAGUACCGCGGCUUAUAGGUCGGUUGUAACCCGGAAGUACCCUGCUAAAGAGGGGGUGGUGAGACAAUCCGGAAGUGGGAGUAAUGAAGAGGUGCCACUUGGCGGCCAUGGCAGCUGUAGUACUGGCGACUCAGGGUCAGGGCCUGGCUGAGGGAAGUACCAUGGGCAGCACCCGGUGUAGGACAGAGACAGCUUUAUUUCGGCUUUGCUGUUGAAUCCUCGGGGGCCACUGUUGGAGACUUGCGGGACAGCUUGCUCGACUCUAGACUUGAAGGGAGUUUGCUGGGACUGGUGGGCUGGUCCCCUCCCCGGGGCGGACCACCUGCGGGGCCACCCUAGAGAACCAGGUGCCGCCCGAGGAGAAGACCCUUGGGUUUGCCUUUUCCUUGCUGCUACCAGACGCGCUGUCUGGGGCAGUGGGUCAUUGUGCCACCCUCAUUCCGAACAUCGGAGAGAUCUCUUUCGCACACUUUGUCCAUCUGUUACCUGCCGGAAUCCCAGUGACUGCCAUCCAAGCACCCAAGGUUGCACAAAGUUUACUCUGGUGCUAGUACCAGCAAAAAGGAGCUUACCUCUUAGCACGUAAGAGAGAAGGUGCUUCGUGAACACACCGGCUGGUGGCAAAGGUUGAAAGCAGUGGGGAACUUCCCCUGACCUCUUGGAAAACCGCACGUAUAAAGAGCCCAAGCGCCUUUGCAAGCCGCUGGAAUUUUUUUGAAGCCUGGUGGUAGAGGGUGACUACAGGAGGGCAGAAUGGAUGAUUUUCUCUCCAUUAGUCUGCUGUCUUUGGCGAUGUUGGUGGGAUGCUAUGUGGCUGGAAUCAUUCCUUUGGCCGUUAAUUUCUCAGAGGAACGACUGAAGCUGGUGACUGUGUUGGGUGCUGGUCUCCUCUGUGGAACUGCACUGGCGGUUAUCGUGCCUGAAGGGGUGCAUGCACUUUAUGAAGAGGUUUUGGAGGGAAAACACCCCCAAGCCAGUGAAACCAAGCAGAAUGUGAUAUCGUCAGACAAAGUAGCAGAAAUAUCAGUUGUCCAUGAACAUGAGCACAGCCAUAACCACACACAGCUGCAUGCCUACAUAGGCGUGUCCCUUGUACUGGGCUUCGUUUUCAUGUUGUUAGUGGACCAGAUUGGCAGCUCCCAUGUGCAUUCCACUGACGACCCAGAAACAGCAAGGCCUAGCAGUUCCAAAAUCACUACCACACUGGGGCUGGUCGUCCACGCUGCAGCGGAUGGUGUAGCUUUGGGAGCUGCAGCUUCUACUUCACAGACUAGUGUCCAGCUAAUUGUGUUUGUGGCAAUAAUGCUACACAAGGCUCCAGCAGCAUUUGGGCUGGUUUCCUUCCUGAUGCAUGCUGGUCUGGAGCGGAAUCGAAUUAGAAAGCACUUGCUGGUAUUUGCAUUGGCAGCACCAGCCAUGUCCAUGCUGACAUACUUAGGACUAAGUAAGAGCAGUAAAGAAGCCCUUUCAGAGGUCAAUGCCACUGGAGUGGCCAUGCUUUUCUCUGCCGGGACAUUUCUUUAUGUUGCCACUGUCCAUGUCCUCCCUGAGGUGGGCGGAAUGGGGCACAGCCACAAACCUGACACCAAUGGAGGGAGAGGCCUCAGCCGCCUUGAAGUGGCAGCCCUGGUUCUGGGUUGCCUCAUCCCACUCAUCCUAUCAAUAGGACACCAGCAUUAACCAUUCAGAUUCCAGCCUCAGUCCACGGCCAUUGCCAUCCAGGAAGAAGAGCUAGCGUGUGAUGCUCCUCACUUCCUCAGUGUCUUGUCUCACCUUGCCCAUCUCCACCUGUGUUCCUAGAGUCCGAGGGAGUCAGGCGUGGAGAAGUGGAGCGGCGUGUAGCAGGAACAUUGUAAUCAGACAGACUUUGUGUUGUCUUUAAAGGGACUUUGACAUAUUGAGUUGUGAUGUUUCUCUUAACCCUAUUCUCAGGGAAGAUGGAAUUUAGUUUUAAAGAAAAGUGGAGAACUUCAUACAAUGAAAUAGUAAUUAUGAAAAUACAGUGUUCUGUAAUUAAGCUAAAGUUUUUUCCCUCCUUAGUUUAGAGGCUCUACCACUUUACCCAUUGGUUUUUAACAUGGUUAUUAUCACCGUGUAAGACUGGUGCUUUAGCAUCUGUGCCACAUGCCUUGAGAGAAGGCAUGCACUCACCCUCUUAGAUGCUAAAGGUGACGGCAACUGAUUUGAGGUUAGAGUAAGGAAAAUAAGGACCUGUACCCAAACGAGAUACCAGUCGAGAGGAGAUGUCUAGAGUCUUGAACAACUCCUUUGCAUGUGCCUCCCCAGAUAGAGCCUGCCUUUCCUUCCAGUAGAGCAGUGGUGGUGGGGCUGGCCUUUGAAGAGGGGUCUGAUGUCUUACAGCAUUUUCUGAAGUACCCUUUUCAAGGGACCUGUCUGCAGCACAUUCUUCCAGAGGAGCCAGAUGCUGUUCAGGCACAGGCUUUCCUUCAACAACAGUAUGAUCACAGUGAAAUUGAGGGAUGUUAAACUUUCUGGGAAUUUGGAUAGUAACUGACAUCUUUGUAGUAACCUUUUAUAAAGUAACACUAUUACAAAAGUUAUGUUGUCCUUUUCUGCUAAGCCAGUGGCUCUCAACCUUCCUAAUGUUGUGACCCUUUAAUACUAUUCCUCAUGGUGUGGUGACCCCCCCACCUUAAAAUUAUUUUCAUUGCUACUUCAUAACUGUAAUUUUGCUACUGCUGUGAAUUGUAAAGUGGAUAUCUGAUAUGCAGCCCCUGUGGGAGUCACAACCCAUAGCUUGAGAACUGCUGUUCUAAGUAUUUCUGUUAGCCAGCAGUCCUUUUGGCUAAGCCUUGUCUAGAGUGGAGAGUGUUUCUGUGCAGGAGUGUCAGAAGGGAGUAUCUGGCUAGCCUCAAGCUCCUUGCAAUCAUGUCUGCAUCCUCCUCUCCCCGUGCUGGGCUCUGUCCCUCCCCACCCUUGUCCUGCUUCCUGUCCCAGCCGAGCCAGUACCUGUGAGAGAUGAAUGUCCAUCAGGACAGCCACUUCUGAACCAUGGUGAUGCAAACAGCACUGUCCCUAGUCUUCAGUACUUGUGAGAGAUGACUUCCCAUCAGGACAGCUACUUCUGAACCAUGGUGAUACAGACAGCACUGUCCCUGGUCUUCAUUCCUUUCAAUAAGUUACCUUUGUGUCAAAUAGAGCUUUAUUAAGCCCUUUAAAAAGUCACCUCUUCAUGUGUGAUUGACACAUCACUAGUACUCUGAUAAUUUAAGCAGUUGAGACAGCAAAAGUAUUCAACAAAGGUAGUUUUUCCUGUUUGCCAAAAUCUGCCUAAAUCCUGUUUUGUCAGAUAAGUGUAUAAUACUGCAUUAAUUUAUAUUUUCUGUACCAUUUCAAAAACACUUUACAUAAAGAGAGAGCCAAGACUAGUUUCUUUAGAGCAGUGGGUGCAGUCGUUUGUAUUUUUCUAUGACACCUAUGCCAGCAUGCCUAUGGUUUCCUUUAUUUCUCUCCUAAUUGUCACUGGGUCAACAGCUGCGGAAUUAAACUAGCGAGCCCUCUGCUGGCUUCAGUGAGGAACAAAUGUAGCAGAAUGGGUGUGGUUUUGUGUGGAGGCUGGUAGCCAUUGCACCCCAGGUUAAACUGAGAAGGAGCGCAGUGUGGGAGUCAGGGUGACUGACCCCUGAUUAGGCACAAACAGCUGUCUUGGCAAAGGUUGGGUCUCAUCGAGUCCUUCCAAAGUACAGAAGUUGUGAUUCUUUCUAGAAACUUAGUGUGUCAGGUAAACAGCCAAUGUCUGUGUCUCUUUUGGUUUGGGUAAAAGUAACUAACUUCUGUCAUCUUACUACGUGCAGUGGUCAGGGAUUUGUUGAGCCAACCAGAGCCUCUUUCAGCAGCAGUGCCUUGCCAUCUGUCUUAUAAGCUUGGCUGGAAUAUCUUGCUGAGUAGGGCCACAGACUCUGGCAAGGACUGAACCAUCAAACUUCUAAAUUUGUGCGCACCCCCCCCUCCCUGCCCCAGGCCUCAGUAGUAAUGAGCUUUCCAAAGCUAGGGCCUUUCCGAGGCCCUGAGCUGCUGCCUGGGGACUGCUCAUCCCUUCCAUGGUCAGCAGGCUCAAAUAGCCAUACGAAUCUUAAUAGGGCUCAAAUUCAUUUUAGGCAGCAGGAAUCAUGCAGCAGGGCAGACUACUGAGAGAGGUCGCUCAUGUGUUAGGCAGUGCCCUCAGAGAGGCCACCUUGAGAUUCUCUUUCCAACGUGUUUCAGUUGUUUUCCUCCUUAAAACUCCCUUCGGAGGUGUGGAUGCCUUAAUGCAAUAACACAUUUGAACACAUUGGUGAUACUUCAGCUACUGCCAUGAUUACCAGUGAAACUAUGGGCUACCAAAGAAGUAAUUGAUAAAAAGCACGAGCCAUUCUUUGUAGCCAAAGCAAUCUUAAUUGCAAUUGGAGCCCCUUUCUCUGGGAGAGGUAGAUGUACAGACUCUAAACAAGCUCUUAAAAGGUAAAUUUACGUUGAAAAUACUGAUCCACUCCCGUCACUGGCUCCCCCGUGUUGUCAGUCUCCAUGUCAGUGGAGCAGAACAGUGGUGUUCCUGUUUGAUUCUGCUCCCCUGUGUGGACUAUUGCCAGCUUGUGUCUUACAGGCAGACAUUGUGGCCUGGAAUGCCAGCGGUUGGGACAGUACCGCCCACCGAGGCAGUGUGUUCUCCCCCAUUUCACCUUAUUCCCCAGAUUUCUCAAUUAAAGACAGCUGAGCCAGCCUGCUCUGGAAUCUUGGAUCAUUAGAAAAAAGAAAGGGAGGGCCGUUCGGAGGUGUCUUUUCUUGUAGAGAAAAGAGUUUUUUUUUUUUUUUUUUAAAUCAACAGUUUGUCACUGGCUGGUUCUCCUUCUCAAGGGUCAAAACUAGGAGGAAACACCAGCAACAGAGUGUGUUAAGGCCUAAAACUCAUGGUAGUGAAGUUCUGAACAUGGGAACUGUAUGCCAACAGCACAAACCUCAAAAAUGCUCGCCUUUGGGCCAGGGCCCCAGACUGUGGCAGCACAGGAGGACAUCCUCGACAGUCAUUCUACCAGAGUCCUUGCAGCAGUCGAUUUCUGCUGAGUACAGAAUGGGCCUUGUCCCUGAAGAGCCCUGCUGAAGAUACUGUACAACUGCAGCCUUUUUGUACUUGAGACAUCAAAGUUCAGCUCUGGAAGGAGACCUGAAGGUGUGUGGCUGGUGGGGAAGGACUGGCAGACAUGUUGUACUUACUUCUUUAGAUGUGCUCAGUCCAAACACAGCUGCUAAACACAGAGAAUGGUUUCUUCGCUCUUUGUCUGGUUGUGUCUUCCAAUAAGCUGGGAGUCUGAUGGGGUGGUAACACCACAGUUCUCCUGGUUUGGUGGCCUGAAUGGUAAUCUCAAAUGUCCUUUCUCUGGAUCCUUUGUACACAUAAACUCAUUCCAUGGAUGGCUGCCUUAUAAUUUUGUCUCUUUCCACUUUAAUUGUGAAUGGUUUAAAAAUCGCUGUUUUUUGAUUUGUUUUAUGAUAUUAAAUUUUUAUUAGUGCAUACCCUA